Molecule: messenger RNA, 2461 nt
Organism: Colossoma macropomum (tambaqui)
Lineage: Eukaryota; Metazoa; Chordata; Actinopteri; Characiformes; Serrasalmidae
Product: thymic stromal cotransporter homolog
Exons: 6
Coding region: 751-2034 (427 amino acids)
Biological process (GO): transmembrane transport
Cellular component (GO): membrane
Molecular function (GO): transmembrane transporter activity
Source: RefSeq, a predicted model, not a curated record
GUGUUGAAACAAUGUUUACAUACUACAUACAAAAAAUAGAAUCCCUUUCUUACCAGGCAGAAGAGAAAAAAGCAUUUUUUUUUACCUUCUUUUCUGUUUCUGGCAGCACUGAAGGAGUGUCCACAGCACAAAGGAUAACUCACCUACCACCUUGCUGACCAGGCGGAGGAGGAGAAGGCGGAGGGAAGGAGGGAGGAGCGGUUUACGCUUUGCGCUGCCAAAUAAAACUUCAGAACAGGUUCUACAAGGAAAGCACAGGAAGCACGAGAGAGAAAGCCGGCUAGAAACAGAGCUCACUCUCCUCAGGUGCCAACAAGGCCGUAGUGAUGUCCUCUGAUGCCAACAAGACCGUAGUGAUGUCCUCCAAUGCCAACAAGGCUGUAGUGACUUCCUCAGAUGCCAACAAGGCUGUGGUGACAUUCUCAACUACCAACAGGACCGUGAUGACAUCCUCAACUGUUGGGUGGGCCUGAGCGUUGUCCUCUGACACAGACAAAACUGCAGUCUUGAGGAAGAUGAAAGGCCUCUGAAGUACCUUUUUCAUCAUAUCUGGUAAACUUCAAUGAUCAAGAAGGAUGAAGGAAGGUGCAAAAUGCUCGCUGCGGGAGUGACUGAGUCCACAGACGCUGACCGUAGUUGAGGAAGCAUUCAUAAAGUCGAGUGCCAUCACACCUCAGGCACUCAGUGCUGCUCAGCAUUUGCCCGACACACUCUCUCCCUCUCUCUCUCUCUCUCUCUCUCUCUCGCCACAUGGCUGUGCUGCGCUCCGCGCGGAAACAUGUGGAGCCGGUUGUGUUUUGCGCUCAGAUGGCCAGCUCCUUCUUCGACACAGGUCUCCAGAUGGUGGUCAAGCAACGAAGCGAGAAUGUCACGCGCCCCUCCGACCCGCACGAGGACCAGAACGCCAUCGCCAACUUCUACAUGACUUUCAACAUGCUUACCAAGUUCAUCCCAAUCCUUCCCGCCCUCAUUUUGGCGCAAAUUGGAGACAGGGGUUACCGGAAGGUCCCCAUCGUAGUCCCUCUGGUAGGAUACUCUUUAUCCAGGGCUCUUUUAUUACUCGAAAUCUGGCUGGAGUGGAGGGUUGAGGUAAUGUACGCGGCACCUGUGAUCCACGGACUGUGUGGGGGCUUCUCGUCCUAUUGGGCAGGUGUCAUGGCAUUGGUGUCGGUUAGCACCAGUGAAGAAGAGCGUUCGCUCCGCAUCAUGCGCACAGAGCUUGUGUAUGGCAUCGCCGGCUUUCUGGGCAGCCUGGCCUCAGGUCACCUAUUCAAGCUGUACACCGUGGGGAUGAAGCAAGGUGUUCUGCUGGCUAGCAUGAGCGUGGCGUUGUACGUCUUUUGCCUCCUGUAUGCCACAUGCGUCCUACAGGUGAGUCGGAUCACCUUGGAGCAGCGGGAUAGCAACAGCAUCGGCAUCAUCACCCACAGCGGGCAAGACAGGACCAUCAUCGCGCUGCUCUUUGUUAGUGGGAUCUUGUACGACGUAGCCGUCGCAGGGGGCGUAGAGAUCUUGUCCGUUUACGUCCUGAAGGCGCCUCUGGAGUGGAGCGCCACCGAGGUGGGCUAUGGAAAUGCCGCCGGCUCCCUCAUCUUCAUCACCAGCUUCCUGGGCAUGAAGUUCUUCACCAGGUUUGCUGUGACUGACGCGAGCAUGAUAAUGAUAGGCAUGGUGUCAUUCAUGAUCGGGAUCUACUGCAUGACCUUCGUCACCACCACUGCCAUGUACUUUUUAGCUCGUUCUAUCAUGUUGUUUGCGCUGAUCCCCAUGCCAACCAUUCGCUCUCUGCUGUCCAAGCAGGUUCGAGGAACAUCAUAUGGAAUGACCUUUAUAUGCCUCCAGCUGUCCUUCAGACUGGCUAGUUUAGCUACAACACCCAUCUAUACCAAAAUCUACGAGUCCACACUGGACACCUUUCCUGGGUUUGUCUUCACCUUAUCCAGCAUCAUCACUUUUGUCUCCAUUAUACCUAUCAGUGUUGUAGGCUGCCACACUGCAAAGCACGAGAAUUAUGAGAGAAUUCAAGGGAACUAAUACUGUCAAACCACCGUCAGAACAGAAGGCAGAAUGAGUGAACGAGUGCAUCUUGUUCUAUCACUAGCUCUGAAAACAUGUCACAUGAAAUGUUCAUUCUGAACGGGUGCAGCUCUCCACUUUUCACAACACAUUUGUGUCUACUGGAGGUUUAGUAGCAUUAUUGCAUUUUAUUUUUACUCAGUGAUUUUAUUUUAAAGUGGACUUUAAAAUAGUCUAUGUUUCUUACUUGUGAGAUGUUUUUGUACUUCUUAGCUCUUUGUGUGCUGUACAUUGUUACAUCAUUGUCACAGUGUUAAGUUUAGCUUUAUCUUACCAAGUGUCAUUGCUUUGUGAAUAUGAACAGUGUAUAGGUGUUUACAUGGCCUUUAACCACAAUGAUGUUGAAUUUAUGAAUUUUGAUUUCAUCAGGAGACUGACCAUUUAA